This is a messenger RNA of Argentina anserina (silverweed cinquefoil), 1067 nucleotides long. RefSeq names its product DNA-3-methyladenine glycosylase 1. The transcript has a single exon. Lineage: Eukaryota; Viridiplantae; Streptophyta; Magnoliopsida; Rosales; Rosaceae. Gene Ontology annotation, cellular component: protein-DNA complex; nucleus. Gene Ontology annotation, molecular function: DNA-3-methyladenine glycosylase activity; alkylated DNA binding; DNA-7-methylguanine glycosylase activity. Bases 116 to 883 code for a protein of 255 amino acids. The record is from RefSeq and is a predicted model, not a curated record. Gene Ontology annotation, biological process: base-excision repair; base-excision repair, AP site formation; DNA alkylation repair.
CACCCGCCAUAAAAUGCGCGGGUAACUAACACGCGCCUCUUUAGCCUUCUCUGCCCUUCUCUUCAUCGCCACCAUAGCUCUCUCACCUCUCGGAUUCCCAACUCUCCCUCUCUCCAUGGCCAAGCGAUCCAAACCUCAAACUGAAAUUCCCGAAAACCCCUCAACUUCCUCCAAAAUCCCAUUCCGGCCCCAAAAAAUCCUAAAGCUCACCACCACCACAACCAAGCUCACCAUCUUCCCCAAAACCCUAAGCCCAUUAACCUCCCAAUCCGAAAUCACACUCGCCCUAAAUCACUUACGGAGCUCCGACCUGCAAUUAUCGGGCCUGAUCGACUCCUACACCCCGCCGUCUUUCGAUUCCGACCGACCCCCGUUCCAAUCACUCGCGCGUAGCAUUCUCUACCAGCAACUCGCCACCAAAGCCGCCCAGUCGAUCUACACGCGCUUCGUCACGCUCUGCGGCGGCGAGUCGUUGAUUCUCCCGGAAACUCUGCUCUCCCUAACGGCCCAGAAUCUCCGGAAAAUCGGGGUUUCGGGGCGGAAGGCGUCUUAUCUGCAUGACUUGGCGGAGAAGUUUACGGAUGGGACUUUGUCGGAUUCGGCGAUUCUGGAAAUGGACGACGAGUCGUUGCUGACGAUGCUGACCGUGGUGAAGGGGAUUGGGGCUUGGUCGGUGCAUAUGUUUAUGAUAUUCUCGCUUAAACGACCUGACGUUUUGCCGGUGGGGGAUCUUGGUGUGCGGAAAGGAGUGAAGAUGUUGUAUGGGUUGAAGGGGCUGCCGAAGCCGUUGGAGAUGGAGGAGCUUUGUGAGAAGUGGAGGCCUUAUAGGUCUGUUGGGUCUUGGUACAUGUGGAGGUAUAUGGAAGCCAAAGGGGUGUUGUAGUUCCAAUUGGGUAAGGUAGUCUCUAUGAUCAUGAAUCACAUAACACUUUACAUUGUUGUUGAAAUUUGAAUGAUCUGGUUAGUUUCUCCCACUUGUUGUAUUAUUUUGUUUGUGUAAUAUAAUGCACUGGUUUUGUCAUUGUUAGACUGGAUGUUGAAUUGUUCAAUUAGAAUGGGACUGGUUA